AAGCAGAGAUUACUACAAGAGUGAAGCUCAGAACUUGAGAAAGAUGAUCAGAAGUAGAUCUAAAAGUCCAAGACGCCCGUCUCCAUCUUCCCGGGGUACAAACUGUGAUAUAGAGCUUUUGAAGACAACCAGAGACCGUGAAGAACUUAAAUGCAUGCUGGAAAAAUAUGAGCGUCAUUUGGCAGAAAUUCAGGGUAACGUCAAGGUUCUUACAUCUGAGAGAGAUAAGACCUUUCUUCUUUAUGAACAGGCGCAGGAAGAGAUUGCCCGACUUCGAAGAGAAAUGAUGAAAAGCUGUAAAUCUCCUAAAUCAACAACAGCACAUGCCAUCCUUCGGCGGGUGGAAACUGAAAGAGAUGUAGCCUUCACUGAUUUACGAAGAAUGACCACAGAACGAGAUAGCCUGAGGGAAAGGCUUAAGAUUGCCCAAGAGACAGCAUUUAAUGAGAAGGCUCACUUGGAACAAAGGAUAGAGGAGCUGGAGUGUACAGUUCAUAACCUUGAUGAUGAACGUAUGGAGCAAAUGUCAAAUAUGACUUUGAUGAAGGAAACCAUAACCACGGUGGAAAAAGAAAUGAAAUCACUAGCAAGAAAGGCAAUGGAUACCGAAAGUGAACUUGGCAGACAGAAAGCAGAGAAUAAUUCUUUGAGACUUUUAUAUGAAAAUACAGAAAAAGAUCUUUCUGAUACUCAGCGACACCUUGCUAAGAAAAAAUAUGAGCUACAGCUUACUCAGGAGAAAAUUAUGUGCUUGGAUGAAAAAAUUGAUAAUUUUACAAGGCAAAGUAUUGCCCAGCGAGAAGAAAUCAGCAUUCUUGGUGCAACCCUCAACGAUCUGGCUAAGGAAAAGGAAUGCCUACAAGCAUGCUUGGAUAAAAAAUCUGAGAAUAUUGCAUCUCUUGGAGAGAGUUUGGCAAUGAAAGAAAAGACCAUUUCAGGCAUGAAGAAUAUCAUUGCUGAGAUGGAACAGGCAUCAAGACAGUCUACUGAAGCGCUAAUUAUGUGUGAACAAGACAUUUCCAGAAUGCGUCGGCAAUUGGAUGAAACAAAUGAUGAACUGGCUCAAAUUGCCAGGGAAAGAGAUAUCUUGGCUCAUGAGAAUGACAAUCUCCAAGAACAGUUUUCUAAAGCUAAACAAGAAAACCAGGUGCUGUCUAAACAAUUAAAUGAUACUCAUAAUGAACUUAAUGAUAUAAAACAGAAGGUCCAAGAUACUAAUUUGGAGGUUAACAAGCUGAAGAAUAUAUUAAAGUCUGAAGAAUCUGAGAAUCGACAAAUGAUGGACCAACUCCGAAAAGCCAAUGAAGAUGCUGAAAACUGGGAAAAUAAGGCUCGGCAAGCAGAGGCAGAUAACAAUACCCUCAAAUUAGAACUUAUCACUGCUGAGGCAGAGGGUAACCGAUUAAAAGAAAAGGUAGAUGCCCUCAGUAGAGAGGUCGAGCAGGUAUUACACUUAAAUGCAGAAAGAUCUUACAAGUCCCAGAUCUGUACCUUACAUAAAUCUCUUGUGAAGAUGGAAGAGGAGCUUCAGAAGGUUCAGUUUGAAAAGGUGUCUGCCCUUGCAGACUUGUCUUCCACAAGGGAACUUUGUAUUAAACUUGACUCAAGCAAAGAACUUCUUAAUCGGCAGCUGGUUGCUAAAGAUCAAGAAAUUGAAAUGAUGGAGAAUGAGUUAGAUUCUGCUCGUUCUGAAAUAGAACUCCUCAGGAGUCAGAUGACAAAUGAGAGAAUCUCCAUGCAGAAUCUAGAAGCUUUGCUUGUGGCCAAUCGGGACAAAGAAUAUCAGUCUCAGAUAGCGCUUCAAGAAAAAGAAUCUGAAAUUCAGCUUCUUAAAGAACACCUUUGUUUGGCAGAAAAUAAAAUGGCCAUCCAGAGUAGAGAUGUGGCCCAGUUCAGGAAUGUUGUUACACAACUGGAAGCUGAUUUAGACAUUACCAAAAGACAACUAGGGACUGAGCGCUUUGAAAGGGAGAGGGCUGUGCAAGAACUUCGACGCCAGAAUUACUCAAGUAAUGCUUAUCAUUUGAGUUCUACAAUAAAGCCAAAUACAAAAUGUCAUUCACCAGAACGUGCUCACCAUCGAUCUCCUGACCGAGGCCUAGAUAGAUCACUAGAAGAGUGA
Messenger RNA from Molossus molossus (Pallas's mastiff bat), 2122 nucleotides. RefSeq names its product testis-specific gene 10 protein. The record is from RefSeq and is a predicted model, not a curated record. Lineage: Eukaryota; Metazoa; Chordata; Mammalia; Chiroptera; Molossidae. The transcript is spliced from 16 exons. The coding region runs from base 44 to 2122 and encodes 692 amino acids.